UACAUAACUACAUAUACUGGAGGACAGGGGGCAUUAUUGUAUUAAUGUCUGCUACGAUGUGAAUGUGCCAGCCAUUUCAAGGAUCAUACUGUAAUUUGGAAUGGGAAAUUAAUCACGAAUUCACCCAAAUCAAGAUGAUACCGAUAUGAGCCAGCGAGAGUGACGGAAAAAAAACACUUUUCCAAGAUGGCCGCACCUCUCACCGUGCAGCUGCGCAAUGCGGAGAGCUCGGUCCUGUUUAUGCAACAGGAGCACGCCAAGACGCUGCAGGGACUGCACCAGGAGCUGCAGAAACUGCAGAAGAAAUGCGCAGAGUUGACCUUUGAACUUGCCAUGAAGAGUGGCUCACCUGAUGAAGAAUUUUAUGAGAAACAGCAAAAACUUUUGGAGGCUCAGCUGCGAGAAAAGACCAAAGACUAUUUAGAGGCGGAGAUGCAAGUCCAGAAACGUGAUUCCAAGAUCAUCAUCCUUGAGCAGCAGGCUAAGAUACAGGAUCGACGACACCAGGAUGAAAUCAAACAGUACCAGAGCAAAAUAUCAGGGAUGACCAGUGAGCUUGAGCAGCGCUCCAACAGUUUAGCUUACAUGACAACCCAGUUACAUCAACUGAAGCUAAGACAUCAGGCAAGGGACGAUACCAGUCCGGCUGAAAGAAUUGGAAGUCCCGUACCACCGAAAGAUAAACCGCAUCAUGUCCGCCGACAUAAAGUGCGAUCCAGCUCCAUCGGGUUGCUACCCGGGGAGAACUUAAGGGGACACUUGCGCGCCGUCCACCCAGCGAGUAUUGAGAACGCAGACGUACUGGAGUGUACGGCCGACGCCGCGACAAAACAGUUCAUUGUCACGACGAGACACUCGGGUUCGGCCAGUCCCCACCGACCGAUCGCACGCUCACGGACGGAAAUCAUGGACCUUCGACCGUUUCUCGCCAAUGCAGCUGGCCGCGAUCAAGACAUUAACGCCAAACCGGCUCCACCCAUCUUGCCACCUAUCGCUCCGCACCUCGAGGACGGGAGACACAGACCAGAGAAACAUCCGAUGUUUGCUAAGAGGACCCUUCACAGGUCCAGCUCUGAGUUUGAGAUUUCCUCGAAGGAGACCCUUGCCGUGGAGAAAGUAUGUUCAGUUGAGAAUGACUUGCGACAGAUUGAACAGUCCAAAACUGACUGAUACACCGCUAUUUAUCCAAAAAAGUAUAUAUAUUUAAGUGUGUGCCUUUUAAUGCAUCUGUGGAUUUUUUUUAAAUUAUGUCACAUGUUACAUUUUUAGCACAUGUUGCAGUUUUGUUGAUUUUAAUAAUAUUGCAAAAUUUUAACAAAUUAUCAAAUAUCAUAAAUUAAAACCCAGCGAUUAGAGUUGUCACUCACCCAAGAUGGUUAGGAAAACAAAUGCACUAAUGGAGACUUUAGAAUAUUACAAAUAAUAAUAUGUGUUUUGUUGAUCGCAAAGUGCUUGAUUAAAAAAACAGUGUGUCAUGUAAAGCAAUGUAAGCUUUUCCCAUUGUGUUAUUCUCACUGGUGCUCAAUCAUGCUCUAGUAAUUCUAUCACUAAUCAUAAUUUGUAGGAGAAGUGUUCCCCGCCCAUUGAUAUCAUAGAAGAUGACGUAUUACCUUCAAUUUUGAAAGGACAUCAGUCAUGCGCAACUUUGCAUAAUUUAGUGACUCUAUUGAUAUGGUGUGCUACACCAAAACCUGCUACUGGGAGCGGGAGACAAAUUGGUUACUUAUCAUAUAGUGGAAUUGGUAAUAAUAAUAUCGCAUAAAAAAGCAAUUUUUUUUGCUUUUAACACAGACUCUCAAAACACAAAUUCUUGUUACGAAACAAACUGGAAAGUCAAAUGUGCCACAAACAUUAUAGGAGCUUUAAUAGAGGUUUUUAAAAAAAAACAGCCUAAAUUAUGAAAAAUCAUUGGUUUUUAGUUAAUACACCAUACAAUCAAUCAUGAACAUUGUAUGUUUGUUUUCUUCAACGAUUUCAUACACAAUGAUUUACUUAUUUCAGUUUUGCAAGGCACAUUAAAAGAAACUGUUAUAGAACAACUUUAAUGCUUCAGCUGUUUUUUCAACUAUUUCUAAGGUAUUGGCAAAAAAAAAAACGGACCAUUGCCAAGACCUUGGCCCAAUCUCAUAAGCUGUUAAGAAAAGAAAAUAGUGG
Messenger RNA from Asterias rubens (European starfish), 2154 nucleotides. Its product is annotated as coiled-coil domain-containing protein 92-like. The record is from RefSeq and is a predicted model, not a curated record. The coding region runs from base 187 to 1170 and encodes 327 amino acids. The transcript is spliced from 3 exons. Lineage: Eukaryota; Metazoa; Echinodermata; Asteroidea; Forcipulatida; Asteriidae.